AUGCAUCCGCCCUCACCCCAGCUGCUCCGCGCCCUGCGCACCUCCAUCGCAAGCAGCACCCCGAGCGGCGGCCUCUUCUGCGCACCGAUCACUCGCGCCACCUCGCCCAUCUCGCGACUCUCCACCCGGCACAACAGCACCUAUGCGCGCCCGGCGCGCAUGAUCCCGCGCUCGCACACCCCCAAGCCCACCAGCAGCGACCGCGGCCCGCAGUCGUCCGAAACGACGCAGACCGACUUUGCCGCGCUGGACGUGCUGGGCAGCGUGCCCAUGCCGACGACCUCCGUCGACGCCACCCUCGACACCGGGUUCCACCUCAACAACGGGCUGAAGGUGUCCGGCGGCGACGGCGUGCUGCUGGUCGGUGGCGAGGCGUUCGCCUGGCGGCCGUGGAAGGCCAUGGCGGACGGGACGAGGGGCGCCAUGGUGAAUUCGAAGGGCCAGUUUGAAGUCGAUCCGAAGGCGUGGGGGCUGUUGGAUGUGGUCUGGCCGCGGCCUGAUUUGCUCCUCAUUGGUAUGGGCGCGAGUGUCUUUCCGCUUGCCCCGGAGACGAAGCGGCAUAUCAAUUCGCUCGGUGUGAGGGUUGAGGUCCUUGAUACGCGCAAUGCGGCGGCGCAGUUUAAUAUGCUGGCGACGGAGCGCGGAGUCAAUGAGAUUGCGGCGGCGAUGAUUCCCAUUGGGUGGAAGGGAGGUAAUUAG
Molecule: messenger RNA, 699 nt
Organism: Aspergillus terreus NIH2624
Lineage: Eukaryota; Fungi; Ascomycota; Eurotiomycetes; Eurotiales; Aspergillaceae
Exons: 2
Coding region: 1-699 (232 amino acids)
Biological process (GO): mitochondrial respiratory chain complex I assembly
Cellular component (GO): mitochondrial inner membrane
Source: RefSeq, a predicted model, not a curated record